Tremella mesenterica DSM 1558 is the source of this 861-nucleotide messenger RNA. RefSeq lists its product as uncharacterized. The record is from RefSeq and is a predicted model, not a curated record. The transcript is spliced from 2 exons. NCBI's taxonomy places the organism in Eukaryota, Fungi, Basidiomycota, Tremellomycetes, Tremellales, Tremellaceae. The coding region runs from base 1 to 861 and encodes 286 amino acids.
AUGGUGAAUAGACCUUGGCCGGUUCUAAAACUAGCAGCAGGUCGUUUGAGGUCCAAUGGAAGCACUGGAAAGGGGACAUCGAGUGAAUCAAAUCCGUCUGAACCUGGAUCUCCCCCACUGUCACCAACAACAAGCAAGACAAGACGAGCUAGUGCCCUCUGGAGGCUUCUCAUACCCCCAAUCAAACUGGGCAUCUCUGCCCAGUUUAAAAGUGAGAACUCAUUUGGUUCACCUCAGGCCGGCAGUGACGCUGGGUUUCGGAACAUGUCAGAACCUGAUUCUACUGCUCCAUUAGAUACACUUGUCGACACCAGUCAUCAUAUCCAAGACAUACCAUUCAAGGCAAGUAUGCUGAACACAGAUAGAGACAAAUCUCUGCCCAGACUACCAUAUUUGCUCUCCCAUUUCCUGAGGCCAGUCAGACGAGGUGAAUUCCCCUCCACACCAAACGUUACACCUACAAGCCGGGAGGGAGAUGACCAACACACAAUCACAUUGGUACCUGUUCAGUCUGGUUGCGAAAUUAUCUACGAGUUUCAACUUUUACAAGCCCCAGACAAACCAAAUCACAAUUCUCAGCUAGCCACAACAGAUUCAAGUAUCAUUGGUCAAUACACCAAUUCUGAUGCUGCUGAAGAACAGCUAUCGGCUGAUAUCAAGGAUAGUCUCGCUCAAAGCCACAUACCCCACCCUCCUCCCCUAUUCUUCACCUCCUCUCAGUUUUGUUCACAGAGUCCAGAUGGUGUACCGCUUGACCAGGACCCCUGUUCAAACAGUCUCCCCAGCUUUGAAGACUUCCAUUCCAGCAGUAUUAACAUGGCUCCAUUGGAGAGUGACAGCAUCAUAGAUAUGUUCAGGUGA